AUGAAGAUUAUUUCGGAUCGUCUUAGUUUUAAUGAAACAAUUUUACUCGAAAAACGUCGGAAUAAAUUGAGUGAUUUUGAUGUUAUCGAAGUUUGUAUAAGUAAUGCUUCUAGAAUUAUUGCUUUAUUGCAAAAACACGAUCGAGUCAAACGAAUAUUUCAUAAUAUACAAUUUUCGAUGCAAAAUUUUAUAAGAAAACCUCUUGGCUUUCGUAUAAAUGGAAAAAAUUUAGAAGCGUAUCGUGUUACGAAGCUAUUGCAUGUUAAUAAACUGUGGGAUAUGGGUUUUAAAGGGUUAGGUCAUGGAACAUUUGUAGCUGGUGUUGUUGCGAGCAUCAAUCAAAAGUGUGCUGGUUUAGCUCCGGAAUCAAAUUUAUAUGUAUAUAAAGUAUUUACCAAAAACCAAGUAAAUUUUGCUUUUAGUGCUCCUUUUACUUGCACACCAUUAUUGUUUUUGCGCGAAUUCCUAGGAAAACCAACAAAAAAGAAGUUCUUUCAGAUUUCUUAUACUUCUUGGUUUCUCGAUGCUUUCAAUCAUGCUAUUCUUCGUGAAAUCAACAUUUUAAAUUUGAGUAUUGGUGGUCCGGAUUUUACUGAUGUUCCAUUUAUCGACAAAGUAUGGGAAUUAAGUGCCAAUAAUAUUAUCCUUAUCUCGGCAAUUGGAAAUGAUGGACCAGGCUUCGGAACAUUAAACAAUCCAGCCGAUCAAAUGGAUGUUAUUGGUGUGGGCGGAAUCAAUAGCGAUCUUAAGAUUGCUCGUUUUUCCUCGCGCGGAAUGACCACAUGGGAAUUACCAGGAGGAUAUGGUCGAGUAAAGCCCGACAUUGUAACUUAUGGAGGUUCUGUCUAUAGUUCAGCAUUAGAUGGCAAUUGUCGCAUUUUAUCUGGCACUUCAGUUGCUUCGCCUGUAGUUGCUGGUGGAGUCGCUGUUAUCUUGAGUGGGAUCGAAGAUCGUCAAUUGUGGAACCCAGCUGUAGUUAAGCAAGCAUUGAUCGAGAGUUCCAUUAGGUUAAGUAAUUCUGCUAGCAUGUUUGAACAGGGUAGCGGUAGAAUGGACCUUUUGGCUGCUUUCAACUUUAUGCGCAAAUACGAACCGAUGAUAACAUUGUUUCCGCCAUAUUUAGAUUUCAAUGAAUGUCCUUAUAUGUGGCCUUAUUGCAGUCAACCAAUAUAUUAUUCUGGGAUUCCUAUAGUUAUAAAUGUAACCAUUAUUAAUGGUCUUGAUUUAAGUGGAAAAAUCGCUGAACAACCAAAAUGGGAGCCAUUCAUCGAUGAAAAUGGUGAUUUAUUGAGAAUAUCAAUUAAACAUUCUGAUUACUUGUGGCCUUGGUCAGGUUAUUUGGCCAUUUUUAUAGCUGUCGCUGCGAAGGGUAAAAAAUAUGAUGGCAUUGCGAGUGGAAGAAUUAAAAUCACCGUUACGAGUGACGCUCUAGGAAAAAAGAUGCAUUCAACUGUAUAUUUUCCAAUUCGAGCACGUAUUGUGCCGACACCUCCAAGAAAAGAGCGUAUACUUUGGGACCAGUAUAGAAAUAUUCGAUAUCCUCCUGGAUAUAUGCCUCGAGAUGAUCUUAGGGAUCGAUCAAAUCCGUUAGACUGGACUGCCGAUCAUCCACAUACAAAUUUCAAGGCCCUAUAUCAGCAACUGAGAAGUAGUGGCUAUUAUUUAGAGGUAUUAGGUGAACCCUUGACGUGUAUUGAUCUACAUCAAUACUCGGUCUAUGUUGUGGUUGAUCCAGAAGAUGAAUUUUUCCCAUUAGAACGGGAAAAAUUAUAUGAAGCCAUCGAGGAUUUUGGUUUAAAUAUCGUGAUUUUUGCAGAUUGGUUUAAUGCAAGUGUUGCUGAAAAACUGGGAUUUACAGAUGAAAAUACAAAACAAUGGAUGCGCCCAGAAACUGGCGGCAGCAAUCUUCCAGGCUUAAACGAUUUUUUGCAGCGCUGGAAUUUCACUUUAGGAUCUUUCAUUUGGGAAGGGACCAUCUCAUUUGGUCGAAGGCAUAUUAAUUAUGCUUCUGGUACAUCCAUUAUUCAUGCUCCAAGGAACAGUUUAUUGUUGUUUGCAAAUCUAACUGAUCUUGGUGCUGAAAUAUUAACUGGCGAGAAACAGAUGUCGUCUCAAGAAGUGGCUGUUUUUGGUUUUCAUAAAAGCAGUAGCUUAUCAGGACGAGAAUCAGGUUUCAUUGCUGUUUAUGGUGAUAGUUCGUGCCUUGAAGGGUCCGGAUUUGACCAUAAAGGAUGUAUUCCGCUUAUGGAAUUACUGCUUGAUGUUGCAAGUAGUGGCGAUGAUAUUACAAAUUCUUUACGUUCGCUUAGACAGAUUGAUCAUUGGAAGAUAAGCGAUUUAGAAAAAUCUGCUGCAUCGCAACGAAUUUUAAAUUCCAAUUUCACCGUUUAUUCGCAGGUGGUGUUUGAAUUUAAUUCUGAGAAUCGACCCGUUUUUCGCGAAUUACCUACUUGUAAAACUUUCACUUGGACAUCGGCAUACCCAUUGUUCAAUAUUACAUUACCAUUCUUCAGCGAUUUACGAGGCAUAAAUCGAUAUAAAAUCUCCACUGUUAAUGCGAUACAGCCAGUUGGCUUAUCAUAUCAGAUUGAACAAGUCGAUAAAUUUUUCGGCAUUGAUUCUGAAAUUUUUGAUACGGAAUUUAGCAACUCCUAUGAUUCUGUAAAUUAUCCGAUUGCUCAUUUUAUAUUCUAUGGUGGUUUCGAUGUAUUUGAAUCUAAAGUGGAGAAAAUUUUUCACCAUGGUGAAAACUUAUAA
This is a messenger RNA of Dracunculus medinensis (Guinea worm), 2757 nucleotides long. NCBI's taxonomy places the organism in Eukaryota, Metazoa, Nematoda, Chromadorea, Rhabditida, Dracunculidae. The record is from the annotation of a GenBank genome assembly.